Molecule: messenger RNA, 1484 nt
Organism: Nannospalax galili (Upper Galilee mountains blind mole rat)
Lineage: Eukaryota; Metazoa; Chordata; Mammalia; Rodentia; Spalacidae
Gene: Fst
Product: follistatin
Exons: 6
Coding region: 378-1409 (343 amino acids)
Biological process (GO): negative regulation of activin receptor signaling pathway; regulation of BMP signaling pathway; multicellular organism development
Molecular function (GO): activin binding; protein binding
Source: RefSeq, a predicted model, not a curated record
CUGCCGCUUUGAUUUCGGGCAGGUCCGUCAGAACCUCGGGAAGGGAUUCCUGAAGGUGGGAAAUGUCACCUGAUUCACACUGAACUUUUAAAAGCUCCCCACCCCCAAAGAGCCGGGCACACCCUCGGUCGCAGCCGCCCUCCCACAGCCCCCACACACUGGGAGACCGCCCACCGCAAACCGCGAAGACCCCUGUCUACAUUUAAAGCGCGGCUGCGCCCGGCUUCUGACGUCCAUUGAAUCGCGCGGGCCGCCGCUGGCGAGCGCGGGGCUGCGCCGGGAUCGCUGCGCCCUCCGCCGCUCGCCUCUGCGACGCGCGCCGCUUGCCCUAGCCACCCGCCGCCGCGCCGCGCUCCUCGGCCCGCGCCUGCCCCAGGAUGGUCUGCGCGAGGCACCAGCCCGGCGGGCUCUGCCUCCUGCUGCUGCUGCUCUGCCAGUUCAUGGAGGACCGCAGCGCCCAGGCUGGGAAUUGCUGGCUCCGCCAAGCCAAGAACGGCCGCUGCCAGGUCCUAUAUAAGACAGAACUCAGCAAAGAAGAGUGCUGCAGCACCGGCCGGCUGAGCACCUCAUGGACAGAGGAAGACGUGAACGACAACACUCUCUUCAAGUGGAUGAUUUUCAACGGGGGCGCCCCCAACUGCAUCCCCUGUAAAGAAACUUGUGAGAAUGUGGACUGCGGACCUGGGAAAAAGUGCCGAAUGAACAGGAAGAACAAACCCCGCUGCGUCUGUGCCCCGGACUGUUCCAACAUCACCUGGAAGGGUCCAGUGUGUGGGCUAGAUGGGAAAACCUACCGUAACGAAUGUGCACUCCUCAAGGCGAGAUGUAAAGAGCAGCCGGAACUGGAAGUCCAGUACCAGGGCAAAUGUAAAAAGACUUGCCGGGAUGUUUUCUGUCCAGGCAGCUCCACGUGUGUAGUUGACCAGACCAAUAAUGCCUACUGUGUGACCUGUAAUCGGAUUUGCCCGGAGCCCUCCUCUUCUGAGCAGUAUCUUUGUGGGAAUGACGGAGUAACCUACUCUAGUGCUUGCCACUUGAGAAAGGCCACCUGCUUGCUGGGCAGAUCAAUUGGAUUAGCCUAUGAGGGAAAAUGUAUCACAAAGUCCUGUGAAGAUAUCCAGUGUGGUGGUGGAAAAAAAUGCUUAUGGGAUUUCAAGGUGGGCAGAGGCCGGUGCUCCCUCUGUGAUGAGCUGUGCCCUGACAGUAAGUCCGAUGAGCCCGUCUGUGCCAGUGACAACGCCACUUAUGCCAGCGAGUGUGCCAUGAAGGAAGCUGCUUGCUCUUCUGGUGUGCUGUUGGAAGUAAAGCACUCCGGAUCUUGCAACUCCAUUUCGGAAGAUACCGAGGAAGAGGAGGAAGAUGAAGACCAGGACUACAGCUUUCCUAUAUCUUCCAUUCUAGAGUGGUAAACCUUCCACCAGUGUUUAGUGUUGGCAUAGUCUUUGGGGAAAAAAAAAAAAAGAAAAGAAAAAAAGAAAAAAGAA